Protopterus annectens (West African lungfish) is the source of this 3025-nucleotide messenger RNA. RefSeq names its product ArfGAP with dual PH domains 1 (gene ADAP1). The coding region runs from base 518 to 1651 and encodes 377 amino acids. Gene Ontology annotation, molecular function: GTPase activator activity; phosphatidylinositol bisphosphate binding. The transcript has 11 exons. The record is from RefSeq and is a predicted model, not a curated record. Gene Ontology annotation, biological process: positive regulation of GTPase activity. Gene Ontology annotation, cellular component: intracellular membrane-bounded organelle; plasma membrane. NCBI's taxonomy places the organism in Eukaryota, Metazoa, Chordata, Ceratodontiformes, Protopteridae.
UUUUGUUUGAGCUGUCCCAGUUGCUAGCACUGCCCUUGAAUCCGAAGGUACAGCUCAGUGAGGUGCAGGAGCAGCACGGGUGGGUUGAUGUCAUCCUCUCAUCUCCGCCUGCGCUCUGGCGGCUCAGACGCACCCGUGGGGGUGAGUAACAGCCACAGGAGGUCACACUAGAGCGCGUCUGGCAGCAGUCGAGUAAGCAGGUCGCACUGCGAGGAAGACCGACAGGAAUGCGGAACCACAACAGCUACUAACCGGUACGCAAAGAGGAGCGACCCUUUCAAGAACAAGUGUGCGAUUCUGCGAGCAUGGCUGAAGCCGAAGGAGGAGCCACACUGCCAGCUAGUGUCCUCUAGUGUACGCAUAGAACAGCAGGGAGGUGAGCCACCUCCAAGGGGAUCAGAGGGCACUUCCAUCACACUUAGCUGCCCCACUUAUUUAAUCAGUCCCCCACCUUCCUCGAACGGAGUACUAACCGCAGAGUCUUGCUAUCUGGGUUCUCUGCCACUUGUCUCAUAGCAUGGCGCAGGAUAAAGAAAGGAAUAAGCGAGCUUUGCAGGCACUCUUGUUUCGACCCGGCAAUGACGUUUGCGUGGAUUGUGGUUCGCCCGAUGCUGAUUGGGCAUCUUAUACCCUAGGAGUAUUUAUCUGUUUUAAUUGUUCUGGGCUUCACAGAAAUAUCCCCCAUAUCAGCAAAGUAAAGUCAGUACGACUAGACUGCUGGGAUGACCUACAAGUAGAGUUUAUGGCCUGCACUGGGAACAAGAAUGGAAAAGCAAAAUAUGAAUCUAAGGUGCCACCAUUUUAUUAUAGACCGACGUAUAGUGACUGUGCAGUGCUGCGAGAACAGUGGGUCCGAGCAAAAUAUGAAGCUAAGGAAUUUGUUUACAUUGAAAAACAGGAACCAUAUUCCUCAGGGUACAGAGAAGGGUAUAUGUGGAAGCGAGGAAGGGACAAUGGCCAGUUCUUAAGCAGAAAGUUCAUCCUCUCUGAAAGAGAAGGAGUUCUAAAGUAUUUUACUAAACAAGAUGCAAGAGAACCAAAAGCAAUUAUGAAGAUUGAACAUCUAAAUGCAACAUUUCAACCUGAAAAAAUAGGAAAUCCCAAUGGACUUCAGAUUACUUACUUGAAGGACAACAGUACCAGGAACAUAUUUGUUUAUCAUGAAGAUGGGAAAGAAAUCGUUGACUGGUUCAAUGCAAUUAGGGCAGCACGUUUCCAUUAUUUGCAAGUGGCAUUUCCAGGAGCAAGCAAUGCUGAUUUGGUACCAAAGCUAACAAGAAAUUAUCUGAAGGAAGGCUACAUGGAGAAAACAGGACCAAAGCAAACAGAAGGCUUUAAGAAGAGGUGGUUUACCCUGGAUGACAGACGACUGAUGUAUUUAAAAGACCCCUUGGAUGCAUUUGCAAGAGGAGAAGUUUUUAUUGGAAGUGCAGAAAAUAAUUACAUGGUGCUAGAAGGACUCCCAUCAGGAACGCAAGGAAACCACUGGCAAUAUGGAAUCACAAUAGUUACCCCAGACAGAAAGUUUCUGUUUGCCUGUGAGACAGAGGCUGACCAGAAAGGAUGGAUUGCAACAUUUGAAAAAAUUAUAAGCAGACCAAUGCUGCCUCAAGAGUAUGCAGUUGAAGCUCACUUUAAGCACAAGCCCUAAAAUAGGACAAAAACAGGAAUGUGACCAGGAAACACUGUCAGAGGAAAUGAGCAUGUUUCGUUGAGAAAAAAAUUGCUUAAAUGGAUUGCAGGAUUAUGAGGGAAAAAGGAACAAUACUGAAAGGAACACUCCAUGCAAGCUGCUGAUUUUAUAGACAAUUAUGUUCAACUAGGUAAAAGCCAAGGAGUCAGCCAUUCUAUGAGACCAAGUACACCUCGAGGGGCUUAUGCAGAAAACAUAUAUCAGAACAUCAACAGCAGUGCAGAAGAUUCAUUCUGAUCCCUCAUCUUUUUGUUCUUCCAGCACAGCAGUACUGUUUGUCAUGAAGCCACAGUGUUCCAUGACAAGGCAACCCGCAUCAUUGCUGCAUAGUUCCUCUCAAGACUGAGAUGUACAGUGGGCUUGGUAACAUGAAGCAGGCGUGAAUGCAUGAUCUUUAUCAACCAAUCAUUACUAAAAUGUGAGAUGUGAGCACAGCUAACAUAACUGUCUGCAGAUGAAGUACUGCAGCUAAAUGACCAUUUUUUGUCUACUUUCACAAUGAAUAAAUGUAUUUAAAGUAUAUGCCACAGGUUGCUAGGCAAAAUAAUGCAACAUAGAUGUGCUGAGUGUGUCAAUUUGUGGACCAGAACUACAUGUAUUAUGGUAAAAAUGGUAUAGGCCAAACUCAUGUUGUUUCAGAUGCUGGAAAUGGAAACUGAUUGGUCACUGUGGUCUGGCUCAGAGGAUAUCUGCUGUCAUCUGAUUGGUAGACUAAUGCAUGCUGUCUCUGGCUUUUAUAAUGUGAAGAAAGAAAACCAUGUGACUUAUUUUAGUACAUUCCAGCCAUUGUAACUGAACAGUUUUAUAUGUUCAAGCUAAGUUUAGAAAAAAAAUGUAGCAAAGGGAAGAAAUGCCAUCCAAAGUUCAUUAGGAUGAAACUAGUAAGACUGCUUUAGAAACCAUCUGCUGCUGUCAUAAAUGGCUUAGGAGGGCUUGUGUGAAUAUUAGCCACUUUCUGAGAAUGAUCCUCUGAUGUGAUAUUCAACUGCAUGCUUGAAAUGCAGGGUAUAGUCUGAUGCAACAGUGUCUUGUAUGUUGUUUUAAUCUCUGAUGGAAUUUUCUGCUUUUGUUUUUAAUUAAACAAUUGCCAUCAUCAUUAGCAGGAAGGCAAAUUUCCACCCCCUCUACCCUCCACAAACAAAAGCAUCAACCAGCCUGUUAAAUCCAUUGUCAAGAGGGAAUACAGCACUUAGGUAUUUUGGUUCUUUAGUGUUCUUAUAUAUUUACAGCCAUGGUUCUUAAAUAUGUGCAUAGUGUAGUGACAACUGAGACACUUUUCAAAAGUUAGCAAACCAAUUAGACUUUUGUUUCUUUCUCUAUCCCCCUCUCUCC